AUGGCGGGUCCUGGCGCUGGACCUUCCCCGGGAGCCGCUAUAAACACUCUGUAUACUGUGCAACCAAAGCUUCUGGACCAUAAUCCUGAGGUUUUGCUUUGUUGUCUGGACACGCGCAGAGUCCCGCUGCGGUUCUCGGGCGUUUCGUGUCUGGAAAUAGUCACGAGACGCUGCCACAUUGCGGUAACCGGCGAUCCACCGAACGUCCGGCGGUUGUGCCUGAUGCCUGACCGGGACGGUGACAGGAUGUUUGCCGGUGUGCUGUCCCCGGUAAAACUACGCAUCAAAUCGAGCUCAACCAUCAAACUUGUUGUGGAUGCUGGAGUGGUGUCCAGACUGGUGCUGCUGCUGGGGUGUGGGGAGUUGUCUGUGCAGACGCCCUGUCUCCGGGCUGUGGGCAACAUUGUCACAGGAAAUGACAUCCAAACUCAGGCUGUGUUGGACCAAGGUGCCCUGGCCUGCUUCCCUGCCCUGCUGCGCCACCACAAGAACAACAUCCAGAAGGAAUCAGCCUGGACCAUCUCCAACAUCACUGCAGGGAACACCAUCCAGAUCCAGGCAGUCAUCGACGCAGGGCUCGUCCCUCCCCUCCUGGAGGUGCUACACAAGGGAGAUUACAAGAGUCAGAAGGAAGCAGUGUGGGCCAUCACAAACUUCACCUCAGGGGGCUCCGUGGAGCAGAUUUGCCAGUUGGUGAACGCUGGUGUUAUCAAGCCGCUGUGUGACAUGCUUGUCGUCAGGGAGUCCAAGAUUGUCCUGGUCAUCCUGGACGCCAUUGGAAACAUCUUCACUGUAAGGGACAGAUGCUUUUAGUCUUAUCUACAUGCA
This is a messenger RNA of Branchiostoma floridae (Florida lancelet), 828 nucleotides long. RefSeq names its product importin subunit alpha-1-like. Lineage: Eukaryota; Metazoa; Chordata; Leptocardii; Amphioxiformes; Branchiostomatidae. Gene Ontology annotation, biological process: NLS-bearing protein import into nucleus. Gene Ontology annotation, molecular function: protein binding; nuclear import signal receptor activity. The record is from RefSeq and is a predicted model, not a curated record. Gene Ontology annotation, cellular component: nucleus. The transcript is spliced from 4 exons. The coding region runs from base 1 to 813 and encodes 270 amino acids.